Messenger RNA from Bemisia tabaci, 965 nucleotides. NCBI's taxonomy places the organism in Eukaryota, Metazoa, Arthropoda, Insecta, Hemiptera, Aleyrodidae. The record is from RefSeq and is a predicted model, not a curated record.
CGCUGCGUUACAGCGCUUCGUCAGUAGACGAGUCAAACCGGCAUAUAUUUAUUGUGAUAAUGCUAGCAAUUUCCAGGGAGCGGCAAAUAGAUUUUUAAAAUUAAUUACGUCAGGGGACCCAAAUUUAAUAUUGUUUUCUCACAAUAACAGAGUGGCAUUUCGCUUCAAUGUACCAUUAGGGCCCCAUUUGGGGGGUCUGUACGAAGCUGCAGUAGAAAGUUUUAAACUACACCUGAAACGGGUGAUGGGUGAUAGUGUAUUAACUCAAGAGGAGUUUCAAACGUUGACAGCCCGUAUUGCGGCUAUUCUAAAUUCACGUCCUCUCACUCCACUCUCCUCUGACCCACGUGAUUAUCAGGUUCUCACCCCUGGCCUUAAUUGGUCGGCCAUAGUAGCGUUACCAGAAAGGCAAUAUGACACGGAAAGUCCACCAUUUCUGCAUAGGUGGAAUUUGGUGGAGUUGUAUGCCCAACAAUUUUGGCAACGUUGGCACCUUGAGUACCUUCAUACACUCCAACCACGAGGGAAGUGGUUGGAACAAGCCGGGAAUCUGGAGGAGGGAACAUUGGUUCUUCUCCAUGAUCCUCAAAGCCCCCCCUUAAAAUGGACUCGAGGCCGAGUCUUACGUACAUUUCCAGGGAAAGAUAACAACACGAGAGUAGUAGAAGUCAAAACUCCCAACGGAGUGUACAAAAGACCGGUGGUAAAAUUGUAUGCUCUGCCAUUGGGUAGUUCUCAAUAGUUAAUUUAGCCUUCUCGUAACUAAUGAAAUCUACUCUAUGUUCAAGAUGAGCAAUAACGAGAAGUCAGUAUCUACUCACCCAUCUCCCAUAUCGACCAGUGUGUCUUCCCCUCCCUCCGCUCCAUCGACCAGUGUGUCUUCCUCUCCCUCCGCUCCAUCGACCAGUGUGUCUUCCCCUCCCUCCGCUCCAUCGACCAGUGUGUCUUCCCCUCCCUCCGUUCCA